AUGGGGUACCUGGAGGUGCUGCGCCCCCCUGAGAUAAAUGACACCCUGAGCUCUGGGGACGUGGUUGCUACUGAAGGUGACAAGGCCUUGUUAAAGUGUGUGGCGACGGGGCAUCCUUCACCUUCCCUCACCUGGGUUGGGGACUCAGCUACGAUCAUGGUCUCCGAUGGCCUGAUUACUAAACCAGUGUCGUCAUGGGAUGGAGAAUCACUCGAGUUGAACCGCGUGUCCAGGGAUGACAUGGGUGCUUACCUCUGCAUAGCCAGGAAUUCUGUGCCUCCCCAGGUGUCCAAGCGUGUCCAGUUGCACGUCCACUUUCACCCAAUUAUCCACGUGCCCAACCAGCUGAUCGGGUCACCCUAUGGUAGUCAGAUAACGCUGGAGUGUAAAGUGGAAGCCUCACCUAAACCUGUCACCUUCUGGCAGAAUAGUCAAGGAGAGAUGUUAAUGUCGUCGACCAAGUAUCGUGUGAGCGAGGAACACAACAAACCUGGGGGUUACGCGGUACACAUGAAGCUUACCAUUCACAACCUCACCGCUGCUGACAUCGGCCACUACACCUGCGUCGCCAAGAACUCCAUCGGUGAAGUCGACUCUACCAUCAAUGUUUACUACAUCGCGCCCCCCACCACCACCCCUCCAAGGACGGUACCCAAAUUCAUCGAAACCAACCGCAUCGAGGACGAGGGCACGCCCAUGUCCUCGCCUGGAAUCCUCACCGACUCGGGCAUGGCAGACGUCACGGACCGGGAUAUCUACCGCUUGGGGUCGGCAGAAGGCUCGGGAGACAAGUGGCAGACCUUACCCAAACACAACCCAGGGUCCUUCUACCCGACCACUGGGGGCGCCUCACACACCGGCGUCAAGUCCUGGUUCCCUCAGAAUAGCGAGAAGGAUACCUCUUCUUCCUCCUCCUCUUCCUCAUCCUCCUCCUCCUCCUCCUCCUCUUCCAUCAUCAGUAGUGGCUGCGACAGGGGUUUAAUCUACCAUCUCAGUGUGGUAGAAGUGUUAGGGCUAAUACUUACACUAGUAUGGCUUCGACCUUAGGAAUAUUGUGCUGUACUGUACCUAAAACUCUCAUGCUAACCCAAGCCACUCAUUAUAGAUCAUCACAGUGUCUCAGUACCUACCUACCUACCCACCCACCCACCCACCCACCCACC
This is a messenger RNA of Homarus americanus (American lobster), 1163 nucleotides long. RefSeq names its product lachesin-like. Gene Ontology annotation, cellular component: neuron projection. The record is from RefSeq and is a predicted model, not a curated record. NCBI's taxonomy places the organism in Eukaryota, Metazoa, Arthropoda, Malacostraca, Decapoda, Nephropidae. The coding region runs from base 1 to 1047 and encodes 348 amino acids. The transcript is spliced from 5 exons.